AUGUGGCUUGAUGCGCUCGACAUCGACUCGCUUGGUGGCAAUCAUGUAGCUCACCUCAUUUUGCUGCUGUACAUGCCCCACAUGAAGUCGCUUGCGAUCUCGAACGUGGAAUACGUCCAUCUCGGCGGCGCCCUUCUGUCCAAGCUACCGCAGCUCACGGCGCUCGAGCAUCUCCGGCUUGAGCGCACGAGGCUCGAUGAGACCAACUGUGCUCUUUCAACAACUUCGUGUCUUCGGUCGGUGCACUUGGACAGCGUCGACUUGUCGACGCAAAGCUUUGAAGCGGUGCUCUUGUUUGCCCUGGGCUCGGACCACCUCGAGGCGGUCACUUGGAAGCGCUGCAGUAUCAUUGGAGCUAGCGUGGACUGCGUGGCAGACACGGUACUGCACUGCAUUACCGAACAAGUGCCCAAGAUUGCCAUGAAAGCCUGCGGCAUCCGUGCGCCGAGCCUCCAUGCGUUGGCCGAGCGCUUUUGCAUGUUGAAAGCGGAUGUGCCUACCGAGAUCAACCUCGCGCGCAACGCCUUGACGCUUGUCUCCACGCGUGCGCUCGUCGAGGCGGUGGUGACCUGCCAGAAGGUUACGAUCGUCUUGUCCAAGUCGGCGUUGAUGGGCGUGUACUGA
This is a messenger RNA of Saprolegnia parasitica CBS 223.65, 624 nucleotides long. RefSeq lists its product as hypothetical. The transcript has 2 exons. Lineage: Eukaryota; Oomycota; Saprolegniomycetes; Saprolegniales; Saprolegniaceae. The record is from RefSeq and is a predicted model, not a curated record. The coding region runs from base 1 to 624 and encodes 207 amino acids.